Seminavis robusta is the source of this 2220-nucleotide messenger RNA. The record is from the annotation of a GenBank genome assembly. NCBI's taxonomy places the organism in Eukaryota, Bacillariophyta, Bacillariophyceae, Naviculales, Naviculaceae.
CAUGACUAACCAAAGGAAAACAACGGCGCCCAAUUGACUGUUGUGUUGCAGCCAACACCAACCAACCACAUUUCACAAUGCUAUAAUCCACUCCAUGCAACACACCCUUUUUGUCAAUAAAUUGAUGGUGCUUAUUCAUAAUUGUUGUCCAAGAUGAAGGCCGUGGCAGCGUUGAAUGUAUACAAGAAAGUGGCUGUGAUUCGUAAAGAAACGGAUUCACUCAACUAUGAAGAUGCGGAUGGAAAUGUCCGCACGGUAUCUGAUCUGGGCCAUGCGGCUUCCACUGCGGCUCCCGCAUUGACUGCCAACAAGGCCAAGAUUGAGAUUCCCGUGCCACAGAUUAAAAUGGUCGAGAGCUACGAUAAGGAUGUUCCCGACAAUUACGACAUCAAAUCAUCCUACGUACGCUAUCAUAGACCCUCCAGGGCAGAGUGGAUGCAAGCUAUUGAAUACGUUGCCGACACGGAAGACGAAACAUGGUUGGCCAACAAUACCAAGUUUGGAGGAGCCAGUGUGGCCGUGAUUACUGAAGGAGGAGAAGACGGUGAUACCAAAAAGAGUGAAGACCCGAGCAAACUCAAUGACAGCACUAGUUUGUUGUUGAAUACUGCGACACUGGAUGCUAACAAGGAGGAUGCCGAAACCACACAACCAUCCACAAGACAACAACAACUUACCCUGUACAUGUUGGAACACAUUAUGGAUGUCCUGGAAAAGGCCACUGGAUUUGAUAUCAUCGUCUCCACAUCGCAGGCAGAACAACUCAUUCAGGAAAAAGUACCACAAUUCACACAGAUAUUCCCACCAUCCUUGACUCGUCGGACGGUGGGCAUUGUCACGUCCAAACAGGUGGUCGCGGAAGUAUACAAUUACUGGGUCAACAAACGAUCCAAACUCAAACGACCCUUGUUGCGACGAUAUUGGCCCGUCACGUCCACCGAUGAUACCAAUCCUCAUUUCGUAUUUCGUCCACGAGAAAAGGAAAAGUACAAGUUGCGCAAAACAAGACGCAACGAUAUGCUCAGUUUCAACAAAAUGAAGCAGUUGAGAAAUGACUUUGAUGGGCUGCGAAUGGUGCUGGAUCUGGUGCGAAAGCGAGAGGAAGUGUAUCGGGCACAAGUUCAAAUGCAGUGCGAAUGGUUUGACCAGAAAUUGUUUGACAUUAUGGAUACCAGUGGCAAACCGCGGAGAAAUGCCAAGGUCAAAAAGCGAGAAAUUGACGCCGUCCUGACCGUUCCAACCUACUUUGAUACUCAAACGGGAAACAAAAAGGGUAAACGAGGGCGAAAUAAGGCGACUGGGUCUCGCAGCGUGUCUCCCACGCCGCCUGUCGCCGCUGGCACUGGCAACAGCAGCAAUAAUAACAACAACAAGACGGAUUCCACCUCGGCAUUGACGGGCACUGCUGCCGCAUCGGAUGCCGCUCCACGGAUUGUGGCCGGUCACAAUUUUGGACAACCCGCCCCCAGCUUUUUGGAUCCUCUACCCACGAGGGAAACCUUUGUCACGUCGUGGAACAGGGCCGUGCCACAUGUGACGAGUUAUGUCGAAUCGCAUGCCCUGCCAACGCACCGAUUUAGGCAUCGUCCUCGUGUGGGACGGGGUGGUCGUCUGGUGAUUGAUCGACUACCCUGUCCAGGGCACCCUGACACGACACCCAUGACGUUCCUGACGGCCGGGAAAGGACUGGCUCGGAAACCCGCCGAAGAAGAGCAUGCAACCCAGCCCGCACUACUACCAGAACCAGUCGACCACAAAGCAGUGAGUCGUCGUAUUGAAGAAAUGAGUGUGGCAGCGGUACAGGAAGAACUAGAGUUGUCGACCGGAGAAAUCCCCGCAACCGAGGAUAACAACACUGCGAGUCUAGUCUUGGUGAAGAUGGAACAGUAUCUGAACACAGACGACCAGCUAUGGGGCGAAGAACGCUUUGCCAUCGGACCUGUGUAAUUAAUUUUUCAUCUUAAAAAUUAUUCAUUCUGCCUCGCGCACCUUGGUUGAAUUUUAAAACAAGGGUCCAGAGAUACUGACAUCAUCAUGUUGGUAUAGGUGGUUGCGGAUCCACCGUAGCAAUGAAGCUCCAGAGUAUUUUUGGCGAUAAGAUCACAUGUUCCCUGGUGUCCUACAUUGCUGAGGAACAGGUUGCUUGCUAAGAUACUGGCAGCAAAGCAGCAUUAUGAAAGAAACAUCUUAAUACAUUAUUAGUUCCCUGUUGGUUGGUUG